AUGGGAUACUCUGGAACUAGUCGCCCAGAUUUCUACACUCUUUAUCGGGGCAAGGUUGCAAUUAUCGAGGACAAGGUGGUGGAAGACGGUUUUACAAGUGCGUAUGCAGACGUAUCAAUAACAUCUGGACUUCGUGUAUUUCUGCUUUUACAAGAAAUCCAAGGUGCUCACAUAGUUUCAUCAUUUGCAUGCUCUCGAGACGGCAAAAACCUUAUAUACGUAACGAACAGCUCCACGAGUUUUCGCACUGAGCAAUGGGAAACCGCUGAUUUUGCGAGGCUUAAUGAUGAACGCGAAAAUGCCUGUUUGGACAAAAUCGAGUUGGAUUUUCACGUCUGUGAUGUGAACGGUGAGCGAGCAGGUACUUUCGAGAGUAUUAUAAGGUCACGCUUCCCGAAUAUUGACAAAUUUGUGCGGAACGGUAACGCCAUCUGGAUAGAGGACCUAUCAAAAGAAGUGUCUAUCGCAAAAAGUGACAAGAUAUUUCACGACUACCUUAUUUUCAACGAGAAUCGUGUGAUUAAUAGUGGUAGUUCCACGAAGAUGGUCGUAGAAAAUGUUUGCCGAGUGUUGGGAGUGCCUUGUACUAUAGAUGGUGGCUUCUACAGAAUAGGUGAGCCGCUGCAGUGCCUGGAUGACUUCGACGCAGAACGUGAUUGUAUACUGAUCUCGGAAGAAGGCGUUGAGAUUGAAUUUGUGCGGGAUAUACUGGAGAUGCAAUCGUCCUACUUUGGUGUGGCCUUCACUUAUCACAAGGAUGAUAUGCCAAGACUGAAGUUAUCUGCUGCAGAAAAUGUAAUUCGUUACACUCUACUGAGUAUCAUCAACCCGAAUUAUCUUCGCCGCCUUCAGAUACAUGAGUUUCUCGAAUUGUUGCCGUUUCUCGAUCAAUAUCUUCUACAUGCAGUGAUCGCCGAUGCCUUACGUGUUAUAUUUGAACGAUUGAACGAGUUCAAUAUGACCUUUGUUUUUGAUGUGUUCGAAGCAGUUCCGCAAUUACGGCAGCUGAUCGCGAGAUACUUCCACAAUGAUUUACACUUACUUACUAUGUGGAGAAACUCUGCAGCGGCACCUAUUGAGCUGAUUCGAGAG
Ostertagia ostertagi is the source of this 1092-nucleotide messenger RNA. The record is from the annotation of a GenBank genome assembly. NCBI's taxonomy places the organism in Eukaryota, Metazoa, Nematoda, Chromadorea, Rhabditida, Trichostrongylidae.